Molecule: messenger RNA, 4408 nt
Organism: Phragmites australis (common reed)
Lineage: Eukaryota; Viridiplantae; Streptophyta; Magnoliopsida; Poales; Poaceae
Product: DNA topoisomerase 3-beta
Exons: 15
Coding region: 131-2725 (864 amino acids)
Biological process (GO): DNA topological change
Cellular component (GO): nucleus
Molecular function (GO): DNA topoisomerase type I (single strand cut, ATP-independent) activity; DNA binding
Source: RefSeq, a predicted model, not a curated record
GACAAGAGAUUGCAAGUGAGUGAAGCUGCGACGAAAUACAGAAGCAACCAAACCGCACAGGACCUAAACCCCUCUUCGGCUUCCGCCUCUCCUCCCACUCCGCCGCUCCAGCGCUCCGUCGCAACUCCCCAUGGCGCCGAAGGUCCUCAUGGUCGCGGAGAAGCCCAGCAUCGCGCUCUCCAUUGCCUCCGCUCUCUCCGGCGGCCGCAUGUCUACACGGAAGGGAAGCACAGAUGUCCAUGAGUUUGACGGGGUGUUUCAGGGUUCUCAUGCAUUUUACAAAGUGACAUCAGUCAUUGGACACGUCUUCAGUGUAGACUUUCCACCUGCAUAUCAGAAUUGGGAAGGGACUGAUCCAAUAGAUCUGUUUGAGGCUCCAGUUCUAAGAUCUGAAUGCAAUCCAAAGGCUCAUGUCCGCAGGCAUCUAGCUCAGGAAGCUCGAGGUUGCACAUAUUUGAUACUUUGGCUUGACUGUGACCGUGAAGGAGAAAACAUAUGCUAUGAAGUUAUUGAGUGCACUGGGAUUCCUGAAAAUGAGGCUGGCAGAAGAAUUUUUCGUGCUAGAUUUUCAUCUGUUACUGAGAAAGACAUAUUGAGUGCCAUGGGUAAUCUUGUUCUGCCAAACAAAGAUGAAGCACUAUCAGUGGAUGCUCGCCAAGAAAUUGACUUGAAGGUAGGAGUAGCAUUUACUCGAUUUCAGACCCGAUAUUUCCAAGGAAAAUAUGGAAACCUCGAUUCAAGAGUGAUUUCGUAUGGUCCAUGCCAAACACCUACUCUGGGAUUCUGUGUACAGCGCUAUCAGCAAAUCACCACAUUCAAACCAGAGAAAUUCUGGUCCUUGAAAACUUAUAUUGUCAAAGAUGGUGUUGAAAUACAGCUAGAAUGGGAACGGAAGAAACUUUUUGAUUUUGAUGUUACUGUCAUGUUCCAAAAGAUGGUCACCAGUGAUGGGACUCUAAAAGUAGCAGAUAUAUCUGUGAAGGAAGAGUGCAAAACCCGUCCAUCUGGCCUUAAUACAGUUAAUAUGCUUAAGGUUGCAUCAAGUGCACUAGGUAUUGGACCUCAGACAGCCAUGCACUUGGCAGAGCGGCUUUACACUCAAGGAUUCAUCAGUUAUCCACGUACAGAGAGCACUGCUUAUCCAGCGUCAUUUGAUUUUAGAGGUGCACUUGCUGCACUAGUACAUAAUCCUCUAUGGUCCAAUGAUGUCCGGACAUUACUGGAUUCUGGUUUUGUUAAACCUCGUCAAGGACAUGAUGCUGGGGACCAUCCCCCAAUUACUCCAAUGAGAUCUGCAACAGAAGAAGCUUUGGGAACUGAUGCUUGGAGGCUGUACCAAUACAUAUUCCAGCACUUCAUCGGAACUGUUAGUCCUGAUUGUAGAUAUACAAGGACUGCCAUUGAGUUCACUUCAGGUGGAGAGUCUUUCCACUGUGUUGGCUAUCGAGUCACUUCUAAAGGAUUUACGUCUAUCAUGCCAUGGCUGGCUGUCAGUGAGAAUAGUCUUCCUGAAUUUACAAAGGGAGACACUAUUAAUAUUCAUAAAGUUGACAUAUAUGAGGGAAGCACCACGCCUCCUGAUUACCUCAGUGAAAGCGAAUUGAUCUCUCUCAUGGAGAAGAAUGGCGUAGGCACAGACGCAUCAAUUCCUGUACAUGUAAACAACAUUUGCGAACGUAAUUAUGUUCAGGUGAAUUCUGGAAGAAGAUUAGUACCAACACCCCUGGGAACUACAUUGAUAAGAGGAUAUCAGUGUAUUGAUGCUGAUCUCUGCUUGCCAGAUAUCAGAAGCUUUAUUGAGCAGCAGAUUACUCUAAUUGCAAAAGGCAAAGCUGAUUAUCUUCAAGUUAUUCAACAUGUUAUUCAGCAAUUUCUGAAAAAGUACUCCUACUUUGUGAAGAAGAUUGAAAACAUGGAUACUUUAUUCGAAGCACAAUUUUCUCCUUUGGCGGACUCUGGACGCCUACUGAGCAAGUGCGGAAAAUGUGGCCGGUAUAUGAAAUACAUUUCCACUCAGCCAAUGAGGUUGUACUGUAUAACUUGUGAGGAUGUUUAUUAUCUUCCCCAGAAAGGUUCCAUUAAGCUUUACAAGGAAAUCAUUUGCCCUCUUGAUGGUUUUGAGUUGCUUCUGUUCUCGAUGGUGGGCCCUGAUGCAAAAUCCUUCCCUCUGUGCCCUUUUUGCUAUAAUAGUCCUCCUUUUGAAGGCAUCGAUAAACUCUUUGGUGCUCUCAAGCUUGAUGACACCGGAAAGGUUGGCAAAGGGGCAGGCAUGCCGUGCUUCCUUUGCCCACACCCAACAUGCAAGCAAUCUAUGAUCACUCAAGGAGUUUGUGCUUGUCCUGAGUGUAGCGGUGCCCUUAUUCUUGACCCAGUUAGUGCACCCAAAUGGAGGCUUUACUGCAACAUGUGUAACUGCAUUGUCUUACUCCCACAUGCUGCUCAUAGGAUCACCACCACAGAUAAAAAGUGCCCAACAUGUGAGUCUACUAUCAUUGAAGUCGAUUUCAACAAGAAAACCACCCCUCUUGAAGAUGGAGCCACAUUGCAUGAGGGUUGUAUCUUGUGUGAUGAUUUGUUGCAUUCACUCAUUGAAAUGAAGCAUGGGAAGUCAUUUUUCAUGCGGAGAGGUAGAGUGAGAGGCCGGGGGAGAGGAAGUAGCCGCGGUAGGGGAAGACGGGGGAACUCAAGGCAUGAUGAUCCUAAAAUGAGCUUCAGGGAUUUUUGAAGAUUUUGGGGCUUCAUCAUAGGUCACUACUCUGUGAGUAUGUUCCAUACUAGUUUGAUACUUGUUCUGCACUACUAUUAUUCGCCUUUUCUGUUUUGCAUAACCAUAUCUUGUUAUUUGCCAACUGUCAUAGCUUUCUAGCAGAGAUUGUUUAUAAAUGGUGCCAAGUUAUUUAUUUAAAUCAAAUGCAAAGAGCAGCAGUGCAGGACUGAAUCUUGUCCACAAAAAGAGAUGCACCCUAAAUGGUUUAUCAUCCGUUGGUUAAGCCAUGCGUUCAGUAAAAACCCCGUGCGGAAUAUGACCUAAAAUCCUAAACCAUGCUUAUGCAGGAAAGCUACCAUCUUCUGCAGCUUUGGCUUGCGUUCAGUAAAAACCCCGUGCGGAAUAUAUGCUGGACAGCUGGAGUAACUGUAUUAUUCAAAACCACAUCUUAGAGUUUCUGAUGUCCCUUGUCUUUGUCCAUUAAUCACCUUCCAUGCAUCAGGACAGUAGAGUUGUAGUUUGAUUUCAAAUUUUUGACAGAGCCUGUCACGUAGAGUAGUAUAGCUAUACUUGCCCUGUGAGCAAAAUAAAUUAUGCUAGAUCAACUCAGUUGCUGUACUGCUAACUGGAGCCUAGUACCAAUCAUUGACAGUAGAACCAACAGUUCAAGGUUGGUGAGAAUUGAGAACUUCUAGCUCAAUGACAGGCGCUUUACCAGCCCCACAAAGCGAAAUGCAGCUCAACAAACUCCUGCCCUUUUUGCAACAUUUUUUUUUUUGAACCGCAUCUUUGCAACAAUGUUGGUACUUGAUAGCACCUUCCGAGCUGUUAAGAUUCUUCUAGAUGAAUUCUCGAUGAAAAGAGAAGAAAAGGAUGGCUCUGUCUAUAUUUUUGCUUUGCUCCUACUGCACACGCAUAGUUUUGAGAUGGCAUGCAACACUUGUUGGUUGCUGCCAUACUUCUCAACUGAGCAUUUGUAAGUUAUACAGUUGAGAUCACCCUUUGGCUUCAAUUGCUUUAUUAUCUCAAGCCUCUCCACCCACCAACUGAAAAUGGCCACUUAAAAGUUGGCUUCAAGUUCAAGGAAAUUGAGCAGAGUGCAACCCAAACGAAGCCUGUGAACCCUAACGAAUCGAGGGUCGUGUUCACAGAACUAAUUCCUCUGGUAGCAUUUGUGGAGGGAACAAAGCAUUUGAUUGGAACCUGAAAAGCAGACAGGAAAUAGGGAAAGGUGUCUUGUGACUUUGUGAGUGACUACUGACUAUAUUAGGUGGAAUCUGAUACACAGACGAGUGUAAGCUCAACGAAGCAAGUCUUUGCUCGUAUUAAUGUGGUGUAGAUCAUCCUGGCAAAAUGGGACUACAUUUUUUCAUGGGUUUCAUCAAAGGUAUUUGGAGUUGUUCCAACUAUGAAGUAUCUAUUGGUAAGCAACUGAUUCGUUGCCGGGAGAAAUUGCUUGGGAACUGAGUGAUCAAUCGUUUGAUUUGGAAGUGGCAGCAAGAUGCCACUUGUCACAAUCAGAAAAGGGGGUGCACUGUGGCACCUGAAAGUGGCUCGCCAGAGCUAGAAGCUACGGCUUGCUGGUCCUUAAACUUUAAUCUGGAAUUGUUUAUUCCUUUAGUAGGAAACCCAGUAGCAAGAACAAUAUAAUGUUGAUUUGCAAUGGACUUCUCGUGGCAAAUGAAGGACCAAAUAUUCUUU